Messenger RNA from Cornus florida, 2058 nucleotides. RefSeq lists its product as uncharacterized. The coding region runs from base 118 to 1761 and encodes 547 amino acids. NCBI's taxonomy places the organism in Eukaryota, Viridiplantae, Streptophyta, Magnoliopsida, Cornales, Cornaceae. The record is from RefSeq and is a predicted model, not a curated record. The transcript has 4 exons.
GACUGUGCAGUUGUUGAUCAACUUUCACACCCUUCCAUUUAGAAAAUCGCAUAGUUCAGGUGAGGUGAUCACCAGAAACCCUCUCCCCUCUCUCUCUGUCUCCCUCCCAAAGUCGAGAUGUCAUUUUCCAAUGCCACUCGAGUAAAGGGAAGUCCUACUAGUUCCGGUGGGGGUUUUGGUGCUGCUCGUGGGUCCGGCGAACUGGAUUCUCUUUCGACCUCCGACGACGAUCAUAAUUUUACUCCCCAAACUAGUACCAUUCCGGACAUCAAAAUUGAAGUUUUGGUUGAAAAGAAGAAGAAUCUAGUUGUCUUUGUUGAAUCGAAUAAGGAUUUUGUUGAUCUUCUCUUCAGCUUCUUGACUUUGUCCGUGGGAACCAUUGUCAAUCUCCUCCAUGACAAGUCACCACCCACUGUGAUUGGAUGCAUGAAUAACUUAUAUAAAAGUGUUGAGAAUCUUGAUGCACGAUUUUUAAGCACAGAAGCUUGCAAGGACAUGUUGCUUCAGCUGAGAAGAUUGUCCGAAUUUCAAUGCAGUAACUUAAAACAAAUGAUUGUGGGCGACUUAAACCCCAUCAAAUGCUACUAUAUUUGUGGAAAUUCAAACUGCAGAAAGGAAGGUAAAGGCAUUUUAAGUGACUUUGGCAAUGUCCGUUGCCACUGCGGAGAAGUAAUGGAUCAACUGGUGACUUUGUCGGAACAUACUACCGAGGCUUCUUGUGAUGAAGGUGAAGGAGAAUUUCUUAAGGGAGGAACAGAGAGGUUUUUGGUAAGUGAUGGUUUGCAAAUUAUGUCUGGCUCAAUACCCCCAAGUAUUAUGCUACUGAAAAAGCUUGGCAUCGUGGAUGCAAAUGAGCUUGAGAGUCGGAGUUUGAAUAUUGGACCAGAGGAGAUUAUGCAAUUGCUUCGACUCUCAUUACUCACCAAGGCACCUUUAACACAUUGGAUUUCAUUAGUGAAAGGAGCUAGUGAUCCUAUAGAGAUUGAAACCAGAAACAUGGCUAAAUCGCUAGGCAAAAGGUCUGCAACCAGUGACCCGAAGAAGAUGAGCUUGACUAUUUUCAUAAGCAAAUCUAGGAAUAAGGUAUUAUAUGCAGAAUGUGGAGAAGAUUUUGUGGACUUCCUCUUCAGCUUCCUCACAUUUCCUCUUGGAUCUAUAUUAAAACUUUUGGGUGGAAAGUCUUCGCUUGGAUCUUUUGACAGUUUGUACAAAAACGUCAACGAUCUAAGCACUGAAAACUACUUCAAGUCUGAGGAACUCAAAAACAUGUUACUCAGUCCCAAGCUUGCUCCUUUCUUUGCAUGUGAGAACCAGCUACUGCAUAUUGAAGAAAGUUCCAGUCCCCAAUACUUGCUUUAUACUUGUGGAGCGACAGACGGUGAGUUGUUUGUCCACCCUAUGACAUCCAAAUUCGAUGGUUUCUGCUUUGGACAAGAAUUGGGACUCUGGUCCAUGGUGAAUCCGAAGUCUUCUACUGGGCAAACCACAGGAGGGGGAGGAUUUGUGAAGGGACCAGCCAAGUUCAUGGUGACUGAUGACUUAGUUGUCACACCACUCUCUCCCAUCUCAAGCAUCUCAUUUCUUGGCAAGUUGGAUGUGCCAAUAACAGAUGUUGACCAGAAAGUGGUGACAGUGGGAGAGGAGGAGGCUUUGAAUCUGCUGAAGGCUGCUCUAAUAUCUGAAACGGCUCUGACUGAUGUCUUCACCUCAAGGGAUCAAAGUGCUGAAGAUGUUAAGUGCUCGUUUGGCAAUGCUGUGUAAUGAUGAAAGCCCUUUUAAAGAGCUUUUAUCUGUAAUAAAACUGUCAGCAAAAAGUAUGUUAGGUGUUUAAUGAUGCAUUUAUUAAAGCACUUUUUAUACUUAAAAGUACUCUUAAAUUUGUUUGGUAAUAAUAUUGAGUAAAGCACUUUUUUUUUGUUUUUUUUACUAAUUUUACUAUUUACCCAUAUACUAAUAAUACGUGCAUUACCCAAAUAUUAAUUAUUGUGAAAUUUCAUUGGUUUCAAUAAUUAUUUAAAGAUAAAGUUAUUUUGAUUUUCUUCUUUAGCAGCACAGAUA